Plodia interpunctella (Indianmeal moth) is the source of this 1074-nucleotide messenger RNA. RefSeq lists its product as uncharacterized. The coding region runs from base 63 to 815 and encodes 250 amino acids. Lineage: Eukaryota; Metazoa; Arthropoda; Insecta; Lepidoptera; Pyralidae. The record is from RefSeq and is a predicted model, not a curated record. The transcript has 6 exons.
UGACACACAGCACAGCAGGCCGCGAUCUUGGCAAGGGAGCUUCCGUGUUCAAGACAUAUAAAAUGAUCAGACCCUUGAUAACACAUCAUAGUUUGAUUUGUGAUCAUACAGUUGAGACCCUAACACCAGAAAUGUUUCUCAAAGUUUUUGUAUCCCUGGUGGUGGUGAGCACCGCAGUGGCUGUCAGCAAGCCUGACAAGCGGAGCGCUGGAUGGGAGCCGGCUGUGUGGCCGCCCGUGCCCGUCGCCUGGGCGCCGCUUGCUGCACCUGAUCCCAGUUCAGACGUGGCGGGCGCAGUAGCGGCAGCUAAAGCGGCAGCGGCUGCUGUGAUGGCCGCGCAGCACGAGGUGGCUGCAGCGAAGCACGCCGCCUUGGAGCAGCAAGGCAUCGCCAGCGCCAAGGAAGCCGCGGCCGCUCAUGCCGCUCAUAAGAGUGAGGAAGCAGCUCGUCACGCCCGCGCGCACGCUCUAGAAGCAGCGCAAGCGGCGGUACAGGCGCAGGCGCAGCUGGCGGCGGCAAAAGCGCGUGCGGCGGUCGCUCAGAAGAUUGCGGCUGCUAGGGAAGCUGCAGCAGCCAAAGCCAUACACCGCGCCGCACACAACCAGGCCGCCCGGCUGCAGAAUGCUGACAUUGAAUCCCUGAAGCUCUCGGUGAUCCAAAGUUCAGGCGCUGCUGGAGCCGCCGGCGCGGCCCAGCACACAGCCGCCGCCGCGGCCGCCGCGCUGCGCCCCGGCGGGCCCGGCUGGUCCCCGGAGCCCUGGCCCAAACCCUGGCCAGUCUGGUCCCCACCCGCCGCCUCCUGGGGGUGGCCCUGACUUAAUUGCUAUAGUGCCGUAACAGAAGUUAAUUGUUAGGAUCAAACAGCUGAGUAAUAAAAAUAACUAACUGUAUAAAUAGCCUGAUAUUUUUACAUAAAAAUAAAUUUCGCUUUGUUUUGUGUGCUAAGGUUUUUAUCAAUUUGUAUUGUUUUUAAAAUUGUUUUUACAUAAUUUGUAUUGUUUUUUAAUACGUUACAUAGUUCCUUUCUUUAGCGACUUAACUUACUACUUAAAAAAUAUACAAUUACUUAUACGA